Molecule: messenger RNA, 1319 nt
Organism: Nanorana parkeri
Lineage: Eukaryota; Metazoa; Chordata; Amphibia; Anura; Dicroglossidae
Gene: MPPED1
Product: metallophosphoesterase domain containing 1
Exons: 7
Coding region: 282-1310 (342 amino acids)
Molecular function (GO): hydrolase activity
Source: RefSeq, a predicted model, not a curated record
GUGUACAGACACGCAGAAGCUCCGUCCUUACCCAGCGCUCCGCUCCAGCCUGCACAUGAGAUGCUGGGAAGCACAUUGGUGUCUGUCAUCGAAGACCGGUCACCUCUCUCUACAAGACAAAAGCUGCUGUGAUCCCUCAUUGUCCUAAGGUCAGUAUUAAAAAAAAUAAGGGGAGUGUUAUACCAAAAGGGGAGAUAAAGAUGACAAGCUCAUCUCUCAACGGGGUGGGAAGAUAGCAAAGACGUUCAUAUGAAAAUAAAAAUCUGGACUACACUGCGACGAUGGCGUACACCCACUCACACAUCAUGGCAUCAAGACGACAUCCGCCUAGCAGAGUCAUAAUCGAACUGGAUGAAUACAGCUCAAACCCGACACAGGCAUUCACAUUCUACAAUAUCAACCAAGGACGAUUCCAACCACCACAUGUGCAAAUGGUGGAUCCUGUACCCCAUGAUGCCCCCAAACCACCUGGGUACACCAGAUUUGUCUGUAUUUCUGACACCCACUCAAGAACUGAUCUCCUCCAGAUGCCAUAUGGGGACGUUCUAAUUCACGCCGGAGAUUUUACAGAGCUCGGACUGCCUAGUGAAGUGAAAAAAUUUAACGACUGGCUGGGAAGUCUCCCAUACGAAUAUAAGAUUGUCAUAGCAGGAAAUCAUGAGCUGACGUUUGACCACGAGUUUAUGGCGGACUUAAUCAAACAAGACUUCUAUUAUUUUCCUUCCGUGUCUAAGCUGAAGCCGGAGAAUUAUGAGAAUGUCCAAUCGCUUCUCACAAACUGCAUCUAUCUCCAAGAUUCGGAAGUGACAGUGCGAGGAUUCCGCAUAUACGGCUCCCCGUGGGAGCUGCAGUGUGGAAAGAGCAGCUAUACACAAAUCCUUAGGAGCAGAGUGGAUAUCACAGGAGUUCAGGAUGGGGAGCGGGUAGCGGGUGCAAGGAAAUGCUCAGCGUCUACUGUUUACUAUGACGCCGAACAUUUCAAAAUUCCCUACUUUAUUGUGACAGCUAGGGAGAAGCGGAGUGACGCCGGGGAAGUGGGCAGCACCGGACGAUGCUCGGGGGAAUGCGGCCGGGUAAGAUUUUUAGACUGGGUGCCCAAAAAAUUACAACGGGUGGGCUGUGUGGAGCUGCUAAACACAGUACAGAGAAGAGUACAGCCAAGACUGCACGUGUUUGGUCACAUCCAUGAAGGUUAUGGCGUAAUGGCAGAUGGGACCACUACGUACGUCAAUUCCUCAGUAUGUACUGUGAAUUAUCAGCCGGUUAAUCCUCCUAUAGUAAUUGAUUUGCCGAAUCCAAGGAACACGUGACUCCGACAA